Wallemia mellicola CBS 633.66 is the source of this 357-nucleotide messenger RNA. RefSeq lists its product as hypothetical. Bases 1 to 357 code for a protein of 118 amino acids. Lineage: Eukaryota; Fungi; Basidiomycota; Wallemiomycetes; Wallemiales; Wallemiaceae. The record is from RefSeq and is a predicted model, not a curated record. The transcript has a single exon.
AUGUUAAAUAGACGUGUAAGCGGGGUCACUGUCGAUAGUGACAGCGACGGGAGCACUUCAAUUAGCGGUAGUAAUAAUAUUGGUUUGCCUUCGCCCCCGCUUUCGUCGACAGAGUCUACCAUGACUAUAGAGUACUACAGCGCAAGUUUGUACGGCUAUCACCUUGCAGCGGCCCGCAAAGCUGCCUAUGUUGUAGCUCGAGCUCAGGACAAGCCUGUAUCUCCUACAGAAGUUGAUAUAAGUGAUAACAAUGGCUUCAAAGGAGCUUUGCUAUCUUCGCAUAAAGCAAACCCACCGUCUCUUGAUGCAGAUGCCGCCUUAAGAAGGUUAAGAAAGAGGAUCAAAUUGGAGCACUAG